CGAGAGUUUUUUUAUUAUUAUAAAAAAACCCUGGAGAGGUUUAUUUGGUUUACCCUUCAAAACUUUAUGGCUGCAGCCGAAUUCAAUCACAAGGGAGGGAGAGAGAGAGAGAGAGAGAGAGAGAGAGAGAGGAAUAUGAAGCAAGAAGGAAUUAAGUAAACGAUCCGACAUACUUGGAGGUAGCGAUCCCACGUUGUGCUGGAGUGGAGUAAAUGAUGAUGCCCACGUUUUAUUGCAGAACAAUACUCCAAAGUGGAAAGCGUAAUUGAUGAUUGGGGGGCAAUUGACACAACACCCACAGAGAAAGCACCGGAAGUUUGGCUCCCAACUUUUAUACUUGUACGGUUCUAACUGUCAGUCCUGGUAACAUAUAUGAUGUGAUACUGUUGCUCAUGCCCUUCAAUGAUUGGAACAAGAUAAACCUCCCAAGAAGCAUCCUGCAUCAACGAUCAGUGAAUAAAAGCAUUCUCAUGAAAACGAUUUAAGCCGGGUACGGAUCCGGACUAGAAAAUGAGAAUAUUCCGUGAGUCUGCAUUAACACGAAGGCAUGGGUGGAGGUUGAAGGACAAGUCGGUGGAUUUAUUGAUAUCAAAGACGAAUACUCAUCUUGCCUUUGGUAUAUAAAGUUUUCGGAGCUGGGAUUCUUUAUGUUGUCUUGGAUGAUUGGUGUUUGGAGGCUGAAUUGAACAUUGGAUUUACAGAUAGAGAUGGGAAUAAGAUGGUAUUGUGCUGGUUUUUUUCUUCUUGUGGUCGUCGCCUUGGAUGCGGGAUACUUUUGUGAUGGUGGGGUAACAAGUAGUUUUGCUAGAACCAAUAACAUAUCUGCUGAUAUGCCAUUAGACAGUGAUGUGUUCCGAGUGCCUCCUGGUUAUAAUGCCCCACAACAGGUUCACAUAACACAAGGAGAUUAUGAGGGGAAUGCCGUGAUCAUAUCUUGGAUCACUCCAGAUGAACCGGGUUCAAAUACUGUUCUCUACUGGGCUGAAAAUGGCAAACACAAGAGUCAUGCCAAUGGCAUUGUUCUUACCUACAAGUACUUCAAGUACACUUCUGGAUAUAUACAUCACUGUACCAUCAGGAAUUUGGUAUUCGAUACAAAAUAUUACUAUGAGGUUGGGAUUGGGAAUACUACACGACAGUUCUGGUUUGUAACUCCUCCCAGAGCUGGCCCUGAUGUUCCUUAUACUUUUGGUCUCAUAGGGGAUCUUGGACAAACCUAUGAUUCAAAUAGAACACUUACUCACUAUGAGUUAAGCACAAUUAAAGGACAGGCGCUAUUGUAUGUUGGGGACCUCUCUUAUGCUGAUGACUAUCCGUUCCAUGACAAUAUCAGAUGGGAUACAUGGGGAAGAUUUAUAGAGAGGAGUUGUGCUUAUCAACCUUGGAUUUGGACUGUAGGAAAUCACGAAAUUGAUUUUGCUCCUGAUAUUGGUGAAACCAAACCCUUUAAGCCUUAUGAAUAUCGAUACCAGGUGCCGUUUGAAGCAUCAAAAAGUACAUCCCCAUUAUGGUACUCAAUCAAGAGAGCUUCAGCAUAUAUCAUUGUCAUGUCAUCUUACUCUGCAUUUGGUAAAUCCACUCCUCAAUACAAAUGGCUUUCAUAUGAGCUACCCAAAGUGAACAGGACUGAAACGCCAUGGCUGAUUGUCCUUAUGCAUUGUCCCAUGUAUAAUAGCUACAUACAUCAUUAUAUGGAAGGAGAAAGCAUGAGGGUUAUAUAUGAGCCAUGGUUUGUGGAGUACAAAGUUGAUGUUGUUUUUGCUGGUCACGUUCAUGCCUAUGAACGAUCUGAACGAGUAUCAAACAUUGCCUACAACAUUGUAAAUGGGAAGUGCACUCCCAUACAUGAUGAAUCUGCCCCUGUUUACAUAACCAUUGGAGAUGGAGGAAAUCAAAAAGGAUUGGCAACCGGCAUGACAGAGCCACAGCCAAGUUACUCAGCCUAUCGGGAAGCCAGUUUUGGUCAUGGCAUUCUGGAUAUUAGGAACCGGACUCACGCUUAUUUCGGUUGGAAUCGUAAUCAAGACGCGUAUGCUGUAGAAGCUGAUUCUGUAUGGCUUCACAACAGAUACUGGACCUCUACACAAGAGCACUCCUCCAUAGCUGCAUCAUGAUGACACGGCCAUUUAUUUGAUCUACAAAGUUCCGUCUUUCCUAUCAAAUAUGGUUUAUGGUUAACGGUUUACGGUUUACGGUUGCAUCAGGCAUCCCCCCAGCGCCUCUACGCUUGGUGAUCAGGCGAUACGUUUAUUCCAUGGAUUAGUACAAAGUUCCCAGGUUAUAAAUAAAUAAAGUAUCGCGUGUGGGUUCCACCUGCGGUGUCGGCUUCGAUGCUGAGCGUACGACACGAUGUCCGCAAGACUCGGAUCCAUGCCCAUAACUCUUCGUCGAAAACCCAAAAAUUGAAGACGUUGUUCGUUGGAGACGUUGUUCGUUGGAGACAACGUCGUCAACCGAAACUAUACGCACGAAGUCUUAUCAGAUAGCGUAUCUCCUUUAUCUUAUACACCCUAAGAGAGGAGCUUCAGCACAUGCCACUGUCUUCUCUUUGUCUCUCACUAUCUCCUUUAUGUAUUUAAGAUUGAUAUAGCAAUCUAAUCAGCACAUACCAUCAUCUUCUCUUCCACCCCUUGUAAAAAUUUGUGGUUCCUACUCGCAUGAUUUCAUGCAUAUGAAUUGAGAUGCUAGCUAAUAUGACA
Vitis vinifera (wine grape) is the source of this 2699-nucleotide messenger RNA. Its product is annotated as purple acid phosphatase 2. Lineage: Eukaryota; Viridiplantae; Streptophyta; Magnoliopsida; Vitales; Vitaceae. Gene Ontology annotation, molecular function: metal ion binding; acid phosphatase activity. The transcript has 9 exons. Bases 708 to 2114 code for a protein of 468 amino acids. The record is from RefSeq and is a predicted model, not a curated record.